AUGAUCUGUAUCUUGUAUAUAUAUUAUCAUCUUAUCUCCUUCCUCUCACACUUUUAUUUUGGCGAUCUUACAUCUUUUUUUCAGUUCACACCACUACAGCCUUCUCAGUUUAUUUGUGACCGAGAUAAACUCCAAGUGGGCCUUGAUUUGGCUCGCCUUACAUCCUCUGGUUUGAACCCAUUCUCUGGCAAUCUGGCAUCCUACAACUGCUCCUGGGUCAGAGUGCAUGAUGGUGUAGUGUGGUAUGAAGUGGAAGCAACAGCAGGUGCCUGUGGAAACACAUUGAGGACCAACAGCACACAUGCCGUCUACUCCAAUAUUUUAUUCAUCUACCCAAUGAACAACACGUCCUUCAUCAGUCCUGUGAGUCUUCCCUUCUCCUGCGUGUACCCCCUGGACACAGACACCAGCCUCAAUGUGGCUAUCGGACCAUUUCUGGCGUGA
Messenger RNA from Etheostoma spectabile (orangethroat darter), 444 nucleotides. RefSeq names its product pancreatic secretory granule membrane major glycoprotein GP2-like. Bases 1 to 444 code for a protein of 147 amino acids. The transcript has 2 exons. NCBI's taxonomy places the organism in Eukaryota, Metazoa, Chordata, Actinopteri, Perciformes, Percidae. The record is from RefSeq and is a predicted model, not a curated record.